CAUGUCUCGUCCAGCCAUCGAAGAGGUGUCAAACAGCGCAUGAGUAUCAAGCAAUUAGACACCGAAUAUAAAAUGCAGGCAGCGAUGGCCUCGAUCCCUCUCCCUUCUGUCCAGCCGGGAAGCGAGGACACCAGAACAGCAGACUGCAAAUACAAAAUGUAGACAGCGAUUCCUCCUUCCCCUCCCCCCAUCCAGCCGCACCAGCGCACUUAGCCAGCCUCUCCCGGAUGGGAGAGGCAAACUCCCACACGCACACGCACCCCUCACCCAAUCGAAUGGCCCGGGCGAGGCCCACAGCAGCAGCACAGCCACGUCCACCAAGGGCGACGGAUGGUCUCGGCGUCUUCCUCAGCCUUUCGCAGCUUCUCAAUGAUCUUCUGCAGUGUGGCCUUCUCGCGGCCCCGAGAUCAGCUCUCAGCUUGUCGUUGGCCUGGUACUCUGCGUACUCGCUCGCUGCAAGGAACCUGAUCUGGUCCUCUUGUGCCUGGAAGAAGUCAGGGCAGCCACACAAACGACACGCCAUACGAGACACGAAUGCAUUCGCUGAUUCUGUGACGAUAAGUGUGCAUUGGAUAGAACGUACCUGCAUGUCGACAUGGAGCCGAUGGAUGAUCUCGGUGUCUUCUUCCGCCUUCCGCUGCGCCUCACUGACUUGGGCCUCCAGAUGUGACACUCGAGUGGCUGUCGUCUCGGGGUCUUGCUGAUUGCCCGUGUCGGGAUCGUCAUCUGGCUUGUCACCGGGGCUGCCCCCUUCCCCUGGCGCGCCCGGGGCGGUGCCAGCCAUCCGCCGGCAGAAGCCGCUGGGCAGAGGGAGGGGCAAGCGAGGCCCAACAGGCCUGACGCAAACGAACAGGCAAGACGACACAGCUCUCUCUUGAUGUCUGGUGUUCUCCAUGCAGGUGUAGGUGGAUGGAUGAGUCACUUACCCCUGUCGGCCGCCGCCUUGUCUUCUCUCUGCGAUGGGGCUGUCGUCUCCUCGUGGGCCGUGUCUGGCGGGGGGCUGCCUGUGGCUGGGUGGGGAGGUGGCGGGUCGACAGGGGCGGAUGCUGGUGCUGCACUUGACGAUGACGGUCUGACGACACGUGACACAGAGGUGUGGUGUGUUUGUUUGUUGGUGGAUUUUGGGUUUCCUUACUCGCUGGCCGGCUGAAUCCCCCGCCUGAUCAGAUCCUGUCAGAAAAAGACCACAAGCUUUACAGGGCAUCAGCCAACUUGCGUGUGUAGUUAACCGCUGCGUCGAGGACGACUCGACAGGCAUCCCUCGCCUCUCCGCUGCCAGUCAUCUUGCAGUAGUAGCCGGACCGUUUGGGGACAGGCACCCACUCGAUGGUGCACCCUGAGGCUGCUCUGGCCGCAUUAAGAUCCCCAUCCGUCAGCUGGGCCAUACAAUGGGCCCAGCCGACGUUGGGGUCAGGGGGUGACGGCGGCUGCAAGAAACACAGCUCAGAGUCCAUCACACGGCUCCAUUGUCUUCCCUGGCACUUACCGUGAGCGGGGGAAAAGGAACGCCUGCCCGCUGCUUCUCCUUCUCCUCGCCUGCCUGUUUCAGCGACACAUCACAGAUAUAUACCCCGAUACACACAUGCGCUUGCAUGUCUCUGUCAUGUAGCCGUCAAGGCGUGUGUAUCGGCAUGCUGACCAGCCUGCGCGAGGAGGGAAGGGGCGAGGGGAGCGGCGAGCAGGCUGGUGCGGCGCCCAUGGAGUUCGCCGCUGGUGGAGGGGCGGCUGCUGCGCUAGACGCUGACGGCCUGACGACACGUGACACAGAGGUGUGGUGUGUUUAUCCGAUGGUGGAUUUGGGGUUUCCUUACUGGAGUGUUGACUUCGCCAGCCUGUUUUGGUUCUGUCAGAAAAAGACCACAAACUUUACAGGGCAUCAGCCAACUUGUGUGUUUAGUUCACCGCUUUGUCGAGCAGCUCACAACAGAUGUCCCUCAAAUGUGGCGACCCGGUGAGUUUGUACCACCCUCGUGUCUUGGUUCGCCUGAAAGCAACGCACAACCGUGACCAGAACAGCAAUCAAGCCAUUUGAAGUCACCCUUACUCGACUGAGCAGUCUGACCCCUCGGCGGCCUCGUCUAGGUCCCCAUUCGUCAGCUGGGCCGCGUAAAAGGCUUGUUGAAAACGGGGAUGACGGGGUGGCGGCGCCUGCAAAAAACACAGCUCAGAGUCCAUCACACGGCUCCAUUGUCUUUCCUGGCACUUACCGUGAGAGGGGGAAAAGGAUCGCUUGUCUGCUCCUUCUCGUCGUCCUUGGGCCGCUGCUUCCCGUUGGCCUUGCCGGAUCCCUGCAUGCCGCCCCGCAGACGCAGGAGUCGACGGAUCAAGAUCAU
Vitrella brassicaformis is the source of this 2333-nucleotide messenger RNA. The record is from the annotation of a GenBank genome assembly. Lineage: Eukaryota; Vitrellaceae.